GCGUCUCUGUUCCGGCUUCUUCUUCGAUUGAGACCAGCGCCGCAGCAAACCUCAUCCUUCCAUCCACCAGCAGCAGCGCCAACGCCGGGAGACAAUUUCCCCCGUCCACCCAGCGAUGACGGCGACUCAGGCACGACGGCGAGGCGACGACAGAGAACGACGAUCCUUAACCUCCCCCCCUCCACCGGCAACGCGACCUCGCGAUUGGACCCGAGCAGAAGCAGCGCCAGCGAGGGGUGCGCCAGCUGUGAUGCAGCGACGACCGGUAACCCUCCACUUUUCCGGCGAUUGCAAUUUUGUCGAUGACGUGGGGAGCAGCAGCGAAUUCCGGCGAUUAAACGGCGGGGUGCUCCGGCGAGUGACCUCCAACGACUGGCGAAGUCUGGGCCUUGAGUGACUGGGUUCGGGCAGCAAGUUGAUCCGGCAGAAAAAAAGUUUCGAUGACCAACCCGGUGACGGGCUCCGAGUGACGUUCCUUGGAACUGAAUCGAACCAACGAGGUAAUAACGAGCUAAUCCUGGAGGGCACAGAGACGGAGGAGAUGUACGGAUGCAGUACUCGAACCGUUAACACAUAUGAUGGUUGUACUGUAACUCGUUUUCUGAUAAUGAUCUAUUAAAGAUGUUUAUCUAAAAUAACAGUUUCGCUUCCGUGCUGUUUUGAAUUAACUCCGAUAAACGUUUAAGUUCUAAUUGAAAUGUUUGGAUGUUUAAUUAAAUGUUUUUUUGAUUU
Molecule: messenger RNA, 732 nt
Organism: Cuscuta campestris
Lineage: Eukaryota; Viridiplantae; Streptophyta; Magnoliopsida; Solanales; Convolvulaceae
Source: the annotation of a GenBank genome assembly